CUGGCGUUUUUUUUUACCGGGAAAACACGGCCUGUUUAAAUACUCUUUAAAAUAUUUCCUUGAAUCAACCUGCUUUAGGCAGUUUUCUAUAGCAAGUUGUAGCCAGUGGGCUGUCUGAAUUAACACACACUUGUCUGUCAAAAUGAGCACUUUAAAUAAAGUUAUUACAGAUUUAUGAGGUCAGCAGUCUCGAGCUGUUUGCUUUAGCCAAAUUAGCUUAACUAUCAAAUGUAGUUGGGUAAAGCAUUCAACUUAAUUUACAGAACAGUGUGUUAUAAACUUGCUUAUUAGUCAGAUGUUGCUCCACAAGAUUCAAGUUGACUGAUUUGAUUUUGUGCUCUAACUGAGGAGCUUCUCUUAAGAGAUGAUGGACACAGAUGACUGCACUUUGACCCUGGACAGAUUGUUUUUCGAGAAACCUACUAUUCACAAGGUGAAACCUCUGAACCAAGAUGUUACUCCAUGGCAGCUAGAAGCAUCUCCAGCUCUUAUGCAUGUUCCAGCCACCCAGGAAAUGCAAAAGGAGGCAGAGUCUCUUUCUACCCAUUUCAGUUUCACACAGAAACUCCAGAUGUUUAGUCCUCCUUUAAAGAAGCUACAUGGCCUAAAGGACUCAUCUGAGAUCAGUUUGUGCGGUUUAAACAACGAGGAGAGAGAGGCUGAUGAAACCCACGGUGGUACCAGUGGAUGUGAAGGUCUUUACAGGGGUGAAGGGUUUACGGAUUACUUUGAGGGUAGCCAUCAGAGUAACAGGACUGUAGAAGAAUCCCUGCUGGACUCCGGCCAUGUGACCAGCAACAGAUGGCUGUCUCAGGAUCACAGAAAAAGUCCUCCUUUACGAAGAAGCUUGUUCAAUAUUCCACGUUUGGACAUCAGAGGCGACUUGUCAACCAAAACCGACUCCAACAGACUCAGUAGCAGCCAUACAAUGUCCAGACUUCAAACUUUUUGCAGUCGGGUUGCCAUGACAACUGGAUCUCCUGCUCUUCAGCCACCACAAGCAGCAGUUGGCCUUGUAGCUCCUUUUUCCCCUGAGCCACCUCCUCUGGACCCUUGUGCAGCGAGCAGCCGGCCCUCCCAGCCAGCAGGACUGCAGGAUAGGGGCACAAAAAGAGCCUUGGUUCCACCCAUGAUGCCCCAGCCGCUCCACAUACAAGGAUCUUCUGGACCUGGAGUCCUGCGACCGGUGUCGGAACUUCCUGUAAAGUUCAGGUCCAUCUUCAGUGACUUCCCCUUCUUCAACUACGUUCAGUCCAAAGCUCUAGAUGAUGUGCUUUACACCAACAGGAACUUUGUUGCCUGUGCUCCGACAGGAUCAGGUAAAACCGUGCUGUUUGAGCUGGCCAUUAUUCGUCUGUUGAUGGAGACACCAGAGCCAUGGAGAGAUGUCAAGGCUGUAUAUAUGGCUCCCAUCAAGGCGCUGUGCAGUCAGUGCUCUGAGAACUGGAAGAAGAAAUUUGGUCCUUUGGGGCUGAGCUGCAAAGAACUGACUGGUGACACAGAGAUUGACGACUUCUUUGAGAUUCAAGACUCCCAAAUCAUCUUGACCACUCCUGAAAAAUGGGACAGCAUGACCAGGAAAUGGAAGGAUAACUGCUUGCUUCAGCUCGUCAAACUCUUCCUCAUUGAUGAGGUGCAUGUGGUGAAAGAUGCAACUCGUGGUGCCACACUGGAAGUGGUGGUGAGCAGAAUGAAGGCGGUGAAUGCCUACAGAGCAUCCCAGAAUCCAGAGGCAGGCCUCUCCAUGAGAUUUGUAGCUGUAUCAGCCACCAUCCCCAACAUAUCUGAUCUAGCAGACUGGCUGUCAAAUGAGAGCGGGCCGGCUACCUAUCUGAGUAUGGAUGAGAACCACCGUCCUGUGAAGCUUCGGAAGGUGGUGCUGGGAUUCCCCUGCAGCCCAAACCAAACAGAGUUCAAGUUUGACUUGUCACUCAACUACAAGAUGGCGAACAUCAUACAGACUUACUCCGAUCAGAAGCCGACACUGGUGUUUUGCUCGACAAGAAAAGGAGUUCAGCAGUCUGCUGCAGUUCUGGCCAAGGAUGCCCGAUUCAUCAUUAGCUCUGAACACAAACAAAGGUUGAUGAAGUAUGCUAGCUCUAUUCUGGAUUCUAAAUUAAAAGAUCUGCUGAUGUUGGGAAUCGGAUACCACCAUGCAGGAGUUGGCUUGUCUGAUAGGAAGCUGAUCGAAGAGGCCUUCGCCCUGGGAGACCUGCCGGUUCUUUUUACCACCAGGACUCUGGCCAUGGGUGUAAACCUUCCUGCUCACCUGGUGGUAAUCAAGUCCACAAUGCAGUACAUUGCAGGCUCCUGCGAGGAGUACGGUGAGGCAGACAUCCUGCAGAUGAUUGGCCGAGCUGGCCGCCCCCAGUUUGAUUCAUCAGCGACGGCAGUGAUCAUGACCAAAGUCCAAACCAGAGACAAGUACACGAAUCUAAUGAAUGGGAUGGAAAUCAUAGAGAGCAGCUUGCACGGCCACCUGGUGGAACAUCUGAAUGCUGAGAUUGUUCUUCAAACCAUCAGUGAUGUCAACAUGGCUCUAGACUGGAUCCGCUCCACCUACCUCUACAUCAGAGCUCUCAAGAACCCCACACACUAUGGUUUCUCCGCUGACUUAGACAGAUGUGGCAUUGAAGCUAAAUUACAAGAACUUUGUCUGAAGAACCUCAAUGCAUUGUCGGCCAUUGAUUUAAUCCGUAUGGAUGAAGACAUCAACAUCAAACCAACAGAGGCUGGCAGGUUGAUGGCGAGGUUUUGUAUUGCUUUUGACACGAUGGAACAGUUCAGCAAAGUUGUUGGCACCGAGAGCCUGUUUGAUCUGGUCAGUCUGGUGUCUAAGAGCAGAGAGUUCAGUGACAUUCAGCUGAGAGUGAAUGAGAAGAGAGCUCUGAACACCCUGAACAGGGACAAGAACAGGAGAACCAUCAGAUUUCCUCUUGAGGGAAAAAUUAAAACCAGCGAGAUGAAAGUGAACUGCUUGAUUCAGGCUCAGAUGAGUUCCAUCUCGAUUCAGGAUUUUGGACUGACUCAGGACACAGCAAAGAUCUUCAGGAUUGGGAUGCGCAUCAGUAAAUGCCUGUCAGAGUUCCUGAGCCAUCGAUCCGAAGCGGUUUUUCCUGCCCUCCUCAACUCUCUGAUCCUGGCUAAGUGCUUUAGAGCCAAGAUUUGGGAGAACUCACACUUUGUCUCCAAACAGCUGGAGAAGAUAGGCCAGACGUUGUCAACAGCGAUGGUGAACGCUGGACUCACAACCUUCAGCCAAAUAGAGCAAACAAACCCCAGAGAGCUGGAGCUGAUUCUGAACAGACAUCCACCCUUUGGAAACCAGAUCAGAGAUUCUGUCAGACAUCUCCCAAAGUACAGCGUUACUCUGGAGCAGCUUCCCAGGUUCGGCAGUGACACAGCUGAGGUUGUGGCCAGGGUCAACCUUAAAAACCAGGCUGAUCUGCUGUCCAGGAGAACCGCUCCAGGACACCACUUUGUCUCCCUGAUCAUUGGCGACGCUGACAACAACGUCGCAUUCCUGCAGAAAAUCACAGACUCCAUGCUGCUCAAAAGUGGCAGCUGGUCAAAGAAGAUACAUGUGGCAAAACCUGUGAAAGGAAAUGAGAUCAGUGUCCAUCUUAUCAGCUCAGAUUAUGUGGGGCUGGACAUCCAGCAGAGGUUUACCAUGCAGUUCUCAGCAUCCAGGACGUUUGGGUCAGAAAUCCCAUACAACACAAUAGAACAGAGACCCCAACUCACCGCUCAGACACCGCUGUCUGCAGCGCAGAGGGACAAGGCCUCCCCUGCAGAGGAACAAGGCAGCACAUACCCAGGCCAUAAAAGACAGUGCAACCACCUCUGCAAGAAUAAGACUCUUUGUGCUCAUGACUGUUGUAAAGUUGGUGUAGCCGUGGGACGGAAAAGGUCCACAAACCACGAGUCCAGCUUCUCUUCAUACUUGACUGACUUGAGGAACAGGAGUGAUGCGCUGGUCCAGACCCCGGUCAAACGGCUGAAGAUGGGCAACGGGCCGUUGGCUGUCAGCAUGCAGCGGUUUGCUUUCAAAUCCAAAGAAAACCUUUCUCCAGUUUUCUGCUACAGCGAGAAUGAGUAUAAAGCUGGACAGAUGGACCUGGCGGCUGACGACAGUUCUCAGCUGAAGGACAUAAGUUGUCUGAAUGAUCCUGAUCCAGGGACAUUUUCGGAUGCAGACGGCGCAGAGAACCGAACCAGAACCACUCAGAAUCCCGCUGCAACACAGCAAAUGUUUUUAAAAGAUUCCUCAGCGAGGAUAAUGUCCAGAACAGGUGGUGAGCCCCUGAAGUCAGGUGUAAACCAGACUAAAACCAGCACCUCGGUCCACUCAAACUGGUCUGCAGCAACAUCAGAACAAGAAGCUCUCCAAAUUCCAGCUGUCACCUUUGAUCUGGGAAAUGAGUGGGACGACUGGGAAGACUUUGAUGAAGAAAACCUACUACAUACAGCUGCAGCUUUGGUUCCUCAGUGUAGAACCAAACCAGAACCUCAGAUCCAGCAGCGUGUUGAUUACACGUCAGGCUGUCCCACUGGAUCUUCACCAGUGUUUCUCAGCUGCUCACAAACCAAAUGUCAGGGGACCACCAUCACUACACCACUGAGGUCCAUUUCAGCAGCAGCAAGUUGUGAAAUCAGGAAGUUUGAUCCGUCUCCGAUAACAAACAUUCUCAAUGAUGAGAUCACAGGAAAAACACCUGAGAUGUUCUUCAAACCACCACCAGAGACACAAGUCAACAGAAGGUGUGAUUUCUUUCACACAGUUGAUGUUCCAUUAAGAUCUGACUUGUCCCUUGAUAGAAGUUUCACUAAAGUAUUUCAUCCUAACAAUAAGGAUGUUUCUUCUGUUUCAUGCGUUCAUCACCAGCAGCAAAGAGGAGGAAACGUUCUUUGGCAUCUUUGAUGGAAUCUUUUGAAGUUUUGCUGGUUUACUCUGACACCAUGAAGUUCUCUUUAAAUCUUUUCUUCCUAGAAACGUAAAAGUUGUAUGUUAAAUUCAUAGUUUCACCUGUUUGUGUUGUAGAUCAUAUAUAUAUAUAAUGUUACUAUAACACUGUAUUUGGGUUCAAACUUAAUAAAAAUUUAUAUUCACUGG
This is a messenger RNA of Nothobranchius furzeri (turquoise killifish), 5113 nucleotides long. It is a transcript of the gene hfm1, whose product is annotated as helicase for meiosis 1. NCBI's taxonomy places the organism in Eukaryota, Metazoa, Chordata, Actinopteri, Cyprinodontiformes, Nothobranchiidae. The record is from RefSeq and is a predicted model, not a curated record. Gene Ontology annotation, molecular function: nucleic acid binding; ATP binding.